CCUUACCAUUAACAGAAAUGGUUCAAACGAAAAAUAUCUCCGGUACAAAAAGACACGGAAUAUAGCUGGUUUAUUUUGGAAACUAAGAACAGCUUUUUGUCCGUAUUAUAACCUUCUGUCAUUUCUCCAAUGAGGAGCCAGAGCUGACCUUUUGCCAAGAUGGAGGUGGCCCUGUCUGAGCCCCUCAGGAGGGGGACACCACUGCCCCUGAGCCAGCUGGUGGAGGAGAGGAGCAGAGCCAGCAUCCCCAAUCAUCUGCUGGAAUCGAAAAUCCACUCCAAACUGAGAAGCAACAGUCAGAUCCAGGCAGAACCCCCAGAGCUUCACUUCAGUGGGUUCAAACUCGGAGGGAGUUAUGUAAAGAUCCUGAAACUGAUAAACAUUUCAUCUGAUGUUGUGAAUAUUCAUAUAAUUCCAACCCUAACCAAGUACUUCCAAACAACUUACACCAAAAAGUAUCGACUCAUCCCAGGCCUCGCCUACAGUCUGAAGGUCGGAUUCUGUCCAGAUGAGUGGCGUUACUUCUACGACUGCAUUCGUGUUCACUGCCAGGGGGAAGAGAACCUGUUAAUUCCAGUUCAUGCUUACCCUGUCAUCGAUGACCUGCACAUCCCUCCUCGUAUUGACUUAUCAGCCGUACCACUUGGACAAAGUGUCUGCCAUGUCAUUCCUCUGAGAUGCAGCUGUCCCAUUGACUUUGAGUUUCAGGUGUUUGUUGUUCAGCCACAUGAGGCCUUCACCAUCCAUCCCCUCACAGGUGUGAUACCAGCCAUGGCUGAAGCCAUGAUCACCGUGACCUUUAGUCCUUUCCAGUAUGAGACUUCUCAAGUCACCUUCCAGCUGGUUCUUUCACAGUUUAACACCAAACCUUACCUGUGUACCAUCACUGGGAGCUCAGCUCCAAACUUGGCCCUCAGCUGGUCGGAAAGAAAGACAAGCCAAAGAGAUGCAGGACCUGGAGAAUACAGAGGACCUCAACCUGCCAUCCAAGUGCCUCCUCGAAGCAAAACCAGAUCAACCAAAGAGGCUGAUCAGACACUAAGAGAUCAGGGUGAUGUUAAGCAUGGACUAACACCCUCACUAGAUGUCUGUACCCCUGCAGGGGUGGCAAAGAUGCUGAUAAAAGAUGUCAGUAAACUCAGCUCCAAAGACCUGCAGCAAGCUUUGUCCUGCAGGAAAACGGCAGCACUGCAGAGUCGGGAGAUAAAGGAGGCGCUUUUCAUAAAAAAGGUCCAAGAAGCUGUGAGAGAGGAACAAGCCAACCAGCUGAAAUGGAAAACUCACCUGGGUAUGGAGCCUAUGUCAAAGCAGAGCAUGAUUCAGGUAGUGGAUGACAGAGAGACAGCUCUGGAUGAAUACAUGGUAAAAAGAGGAGAUUUGACGCAGGAUGAAGACUUUUCCUCUGACUGUACCAGACUUUCCUCCAGACGGGUGCUUCAUGAUGCAGGACAGUCCCCAGAGGGAGAACCAUCCUUCCAGUUUUACACCAGUAUUCAGUGGGAGCUGAAGCAUAAGGCCAUCAGACUCUUCCAGCAGGCAGCGUGCAAGGUUGUGAUCCAGUGUCGCAUGAAGCGAAUACUGGCCUGUUUGAAGAAACUGGCAGACAACAUGAAGACAUUUACCUCAACACAGAAAGCUGAGGAGGAGAAGACAAAUGAGCUGAAAAUCUCUCCAGACAAAAUCUCUCCACCAUCUUUCCCCAUCUUCUCUAAUGAGGAUGACCCUUUAGCUCUCAGUAAUUUAAUGAUGGUGCCUGUGGAUCCGGUUGAUGUCACCGUGACAACGCACAUUCCUUUCUUCAAGCUUCAGGUUCCCCAGCACUACAAGCUCAUGGGUUACCAGCCCGUUUCAGCCUGGGAAGCAUUUAACUCUUAUAUUCCCACAACUUUGGCAAGACCCCUUCGCAACGGAGCCCCGGCUCCUCAAGACGGAGCCCAAUUUGUCAGAGCAGUGGAGCCCAAAGCAAAGGAAGAGGAGACCGUUACUUUCUCUUUUAAGGCUCCUGAAGCUCUGCUCAGACCUUUUCCAGCAAACGCACUCCAAGUCUUUAAUCCAGCCCCGGGGCUUCAGACCUACAAACCUCACCCUAAAUACCUUGAGAGCGAUUUGGAGUUUCACCUCUGCCCUCUGCCGAGGUACACACUUCCUGGGAGCAACAUAUGUGACUCGAAGACACAAACGCCACACACUCAGUUUCUCCAUCACAAGAAAGCGAUCGCUGGGGUCAUGAAAUGGAAAGAUUUUGAAUCUGUUUUCUUGAAUCGCCUGUCCAACCAGCCAGAUGUCACCAGUGACUGUGCUCCACGCAGAACUGUCGACUACAACACUGAUAUUCUUCCACUCACAGCACCUCGUCCUCUCCCUGCCCUCCCCAGUGAUCCAGCACUAAUGGACACACAAACUGUGUGCAGGUGUGAAGGUUCAGAAAUCCAGCUGACACCAGAGAUGAUCAGAGCAGAGUUCCUGUCUGGGAAAGCUCUGGUCUCCAAUAGCAACCUCGCUGCAGGAGUAACAGCCAGGCACCAGAGAGAGAUGGAGGUGACCCACAGGUCUGAGAUCAGCCAGAUGGGAAAAAGAGUGAUGACCAGACUGAAGCAGCUUGAAUCGCCUCAUUCACCAGGAGAGAACUCUGAAUAGGCAAAACCUCCAUACAAACACAUACUGUAUAUGAAGACUAUCACAGGACUCCAGAGACACAUUAUGCAGCAGCCAUCCCACUCACCACAUGCAAGGCUCUCCUUUGUCUGCUUUAUACUUCAGUAAAAUAAAACCUGGUUACUUUUCCCACCCACCAAUAAACCUUCUCCCUACCCACUCAAAUUUACCAGCAAGCUUUUCUCCUGUGCUCUUAGAAAAGCUGGAAAUGUGUUAUCUCUCCACCCCCAGCACAGCUGCAGCACAUUCUGCCAAACAUACAGAACAACUGCACACAAUUAAAGAUCAUUUUUUCCUUUUGUUGUUAUGAAACACGAAGCUUGUUUCUGUUUGGUGACAAUAAAACAUGACCGACCCUUUCUUGAUUAGAUUGCACUUGCACCGUAAAGUAAUUUAUGCUCCUGUUUUUGUUCUCACCACGAGUCUUAAUUGAGCUCUGAUGAAGAUUCAGCUGUUAAUUUGUCCAGCGGCUUGCUGAUUUGUAGCAUCAGACCUCAAUAUUCACAUUUAUGUUGUAAUAAAAAAGAAAGCAG
This is a messenger RNA of Melanotaenia boesemani (Boeseman's rainbowfish), 3188 nucleotides long. RefSeq names its product cilia and flagella associated protein 221 (gene cfap221). Gene Ontology annotation, biological process: cilium movement; cilium assembly. NCBI's taxonomy places the organism in Eukaryota, Metazoa, Chordata, Actinopteri, Atheriniformes, Melanotaeniidae. Gene Ontology annotation, cellular component: cilium. The record is from RefSeq and is a predicted model, not a curated record. The transcript is spliced from 25 exons. The coding region runs from base 160 to 2637 and encodes 825 amino acids.